AUGUCGGGACUCCAAGAGAAGGCCGAUCCAGCUGUCGAGGAUGUUGGCAAGGCAGACGAGAAGACUGCACACCACUCUGAGCUCUUGGCCCUCGAUGCCAACGUUAUGAGCCAUGCCUACGACGCAGAGAAUGCGGAGCAUGAGAUGACGGCGUGGCAGGCUGUGAAGUCGCAUCCUAUGGCUUGCUUCUGGGCAUUCCUUAUGUGCUUUACUAUUGUCAUGGAGUCGUUCGACAUGUUUUUGAACGGUAACUUUGUUGCCCAAACCGCUUUCAAGGAAAGAUACGGCGUUGAACACGCGAACGGAAAGACCAUCGAGACCAAGUGGCAGAGCGCUCUAUUCCAGAGUGGACAAUGUGGUGCUUUCGUGGGCGUCUUCAUCGCUGGACCCAUAACAAAUCGCCUCGGCUAUCGUUGGACCACCAUCUUAGGAUUGGUCCUGAUGAAUGCUACAAUCUUUAUCUCGUUCUUUGCCGACUCACUCGCUGUCCUCACCAUUGGUCAAGCAUUUGAAGGUGUACCAUGGGGUCUCUUCAUCGCAAACUCACCUGCGUAUGCCUCGGAGAUUGUCCCCAUCGUUCUUCGUGGUGCUUGUACGGCCACUCUGCAAAUGAGUUGGUCUAUCGGUGGUAUCAUCGUCGCAGCUGUGACGUGGGUCUACAACAAGCGUGAUGACCAGUGGGCCUGGAGAAUCCCACUUGCUCUGCAAUGGGUCUUCCCAACCCCUCUUCUGAUUCUCAUAUGGUUUAUGCCGGAGUCACCAUGGUGGCUUAUUCGCAGAGGACGGAAAGACGAAGCACUGCGAUCUAUUGAGCGUCUUGGUGCCAAGUCGAAAACCAAGGCGAACGACACCCUUGCUAUGAUGGAGCGCACAGUUGAAAUCGAGGCCCUCAAGGGCGGACACCCGCAGCUUCCUGACCUGUUCAAAGGCACGGACCUGAGGCGAACAGCCAUCACCUGUCUGAUGUACGCGUCGCAGAACUUUGCCGGCAAUCUGAUUGCCAACCAGGCGACUUUCUUCUUCGAGCAGGCUGGCAUGUCCACCGAUUUCAGCUUCCAGCUCAACCUAAUCAACUCUUGCCUCGGCCUCGUUGCGAACAUCGGCUCCUGGUUCCUUUCCGUUUGGUUCGGCCGCCGCACAAUAUACCUCUGGGGCACGGCCGCAAACUUUACCUUCCUCAUCCUUCUCGGCAUCUGCGCCAGCAUCAAACAAAAUUCGUCCACAAACUACGCGCAGGCCUGCCUUGGCGUUAUCAUCUCCUUCGUAUACGCUGGCACGCUCGGUCCAAUCUCAUACAGCAUCAUCGCCGAAACAUCAUCUGUCAGGCUCCGCGCGUUGAGUACCGGUGUCGGACGAGGCGCGUACUACGUUGCUGAGAUCCCGAUGAUCUACCUUGCGAGUCAGAUGUUGAACCCAACAGGAUGGAAUCUAGCAGGCAAGUGUGGAUAUAUCUGGGGCGGGACUGCAUUUGUGUGCUACGUUAUGGCUUUCUUCUUCUUACCGGAGCUCAAGGAUCGGUCGUACCGCGAGGUGGAUAUCAUGUUCAACCGCAAGAUCCCGGCACGCAAAUUCAAGACUACGGUCAUCGAUGUACGGGAGAAUGAAUAA
Molecule: messenger RNA, 1608 nt
Organism: Paraphaeosphaeria sporulosa
Lineage: Eukaryota; Fungi; Ascomycota; Dothideomycetes; Pleosporales; Didymosphaeriaceae
Product: general substrate transporter
Exons: 5
Coding region: 1-1608 (535 amino acids)
Biological process (GO): transmembrane transport; carbohydrate transport
Cellular component (GO): membrane
Molecular function (GO): carbohydrate:proton symporter activity
Source: RefSeq, a predicted model, not a curated record